AAUGCCAACAACUAUCACUACUACACUCAACCGGUUGAUCCACAAACGCUAGCUGAGGCAGCAAAACAAGUGCGAGCUGUUCGCCAAGAAAAGGAACGAGUAGAAAAUCGUGAGGUCCUACAAGUUCAAGAGGACAGAAAUCAGGGCCGUAACGUAGAUACAGCACGUAGGCAGGAGACGAAACGCACAAACAUCGAAUUUGAGGCUACUAAGAACACUUCACCUCCGAAAACAUCAACUUCAAUUAUUAGUACAGGACUUGGAUCUACUACAUCAUCCUCCACCAGCUUGGUGACAGGAAGCAGCCAGACUAGUCUUAACGCGUCAGUUGGUCCAUGGAAGUCGAAGCUGACCAAUAUCAAAAACUCAUUCCUUGGAACACCACGAUUCCAUCGUCGAAAAAUGUCUAAUGGUACUUCAGAGGACAGCGAUGAUGGUCAGAUGCUCGAUACCACCGACCUUGUGAAGAAAUCGUGGUUCGGAUCACUAACAUCGAGCGUUAGCGUUGAGAGAGAUGACACACAUUGUGUCCCCGUCCAAGGAAGAACUUUGAACACAAUCAAAGCUGAACUUAUUCGAUCAUUUUUAACCAUACACGAGCUUAGUCAUUGCGUUGUUGGCCAAAACUGUUUUCGGGUGGAAUACAAGCGUGGUCCAACGGUUGGAGGAGGUGUCUUCAGCCGUGGAGUGAAGAUGAAUGUGGAUAUCGUCAUGUCCCCCCAAAAGGUUAUCACAGCUGACGGUGAAGCUCCUACGUAUGUGGUCCAAUUCGUGCUUUUAGCAGGCCCUGUCCGCCGAUUCAAACGGCUGGUCGAACAUCUGUCUUCAAUUCUGCAAAGCUCCACUCAACAACGAGCAGAGCGAGCACAACAAGCGGCUUUGAUGGUGAGGCCGCGGCGACUCUCGGACUCAAGUGUAAGUAGUGCGUGCUCCGAUACAGAAAGUUCAAGCAGUGUGAAUAUACUUGGGCGAACA
This is a messenger RNA of Ostertagia ostertagi, 975 nucleotides long. The record is from the annotation of a GenBank genome assembly. NCBI's taxonomy places the organism in Eukaryota, Metazoa, Nematoda, Chromadorea, Rhabditida, Trichostrongylidae.